GAGAAAAUUUCCUGUAAUGUUACACUGCCUCUUCGAGUGGCUUCGAUCACAGCAAAAUUCGCUCGGUGUUAUGUAAACAUUUAGCUCCAAAUAUCCUCAGGAAGCCGACGGAAGUCAUUCAAAAGGAACCAUGCAUCGCUUAGAGCGGUGUCGAGUGGUUAUCAACCACACCGUCCUUAAGCGAGUCGCACGCCGCCUGGAACCGUUACUAUCGAUUGCGCGCCAUUCUACAGCGUUCCCAGCAAAUCAGAGUACCCUGCGAAAUGAGCUCCAACGAGAACAACCCUUACCAAGCGGGCGAUCGUUUACAGCAGCCAAUUUCUGCACUCGCACCCAGCUACGACAACUACAGGCCGAACAACGGGCUUUGUUGCGGAUGCUGUGCAACUCCAGUUCGAUUCCGGGGUACAUAUUUACGCGCCAACUGCACAGCUCGUCUGGACCGAGACACAGCCAAAACAAGCCCCAACCUGACCGAGACGGUGACCCAAACCGGGGCAACAAAAAGAAUGACGAAGACGACAAAGAGAAGAUGAUGUCGGUGGUGACGAAAACCCUCAUCUGGAUGAUCACGCUCUACCUGCUGGUGGGCUUCCUCUCGAUGGUGCUGCCAUCGCGGAACCGGCCAGAAUCGGCGACACGAUAUGUCAGCUGGCACGAGUUCGUACACCACAUGUUGGCGGUUGGCGAGGUGAAGGAGGUGGUCGUACACCCAGACAUGGAGAUGGUGACGAUUAUCCUACACGAGGGCGCAAUCAUAAAGGGCCGCCGGGUGCAAUCAAGCAUCUUCCACAUGGCGGUGGCGGACGUAAAUAAGUUCGAAGAGAAGCUCCGUAGCGUCGAACAACGGCUGGGAGUCACUGAGGGUGUAUCGGUACAGUUUGAGCGUAGUGGAGACGUAAGCGGGCGUAUUCUGUUCACGCUAUUUGCGACAGGUGUAAUCAUUGCGCUGCUCAGCAGGAUGCGCGUGCGUGGUUCCAUCUCGAUGGACAGCUUUACGCAAAUGGGACGCGCCAAGUUCACGCUUGUCGAUCCCAUCGAGGGUGGCCGUGGUGUGUGGUUCCGGGACGUGGCUGGGUUGCAGGAGGCGAAGCAGGAGGUGAUGGAGUUCGUGGAUUAUCUAAAGUCACCCGAGCGUUACCAGCGGCUGGGAGCAAAAGUGCCGAAAGGAGCGUUACUUCUGGGACCUCCCGGAUGUGGUAAAACGCUGCUCGCAAAAGCAGUCGCAACCGAGGCGCAGGUUCCGUUCCUUAGUAUGAAUGGGUCCGAGUUUAUCGAGAUGAUUGGUGGAUUGGGUGCGGCUCGUGUUCGGGAUCUGUUUAAAGAGGCAAAGAAACGCUCUCCUUGUAUCAUUUACGUGGAUGAGAUUGAUGCGAUCGGCCGGCAGCGUGAAGGUACGGGUAGUGCAGUGGGCGGUAUGAACUCUGGCGAGUCUGAACAAACGCUCAACCAGCUGCUAGUGGAGAUGGACGGCAUGGCAAGUAAGGAAGGCGUAUUAAUGCUGGCCAGCACUAACCGAGCGGACAUCCUGGAUAAGGCGUUACUACGACCGGGCCGCUUCGAUCGGCAUAUCCUGAUCGAUCUACCCAAUCUAGCCGAACGGAAGGAGAUCUUCGAGAAGCACCUUUCGGGAAUUGCGCUUGAACAACCGCCCGCUACUUACUCGAGCCGAUUGGCGACGUUAACACCCGGUUUUUCCGGAGCUGACAUCGCGAAUGUGUGUAAUGAAGCAGCCCUACAUGCCGCUCGUACUAAUCAGCGAUCGGUACGGACUGGAAACUUGGAGUAUGCUGUAGAACGGUUGGUUGGUGGCACGGAGAAACGCUCGCAUGCCCUUUCACCUACCGAACGGCGUGUGAUUGCGUUCCACGAGUCUGGUCAUGCGCUUGUUGGGUGGAUGUUGCCCAAUUCGGAUGUCCUGUUGAAGGUGACGAUCGUUCCUCGCACGAGCUUAGCCCUUGGGUUCGCCCAAUACACGCCCAAGGAACAGAAGCUGUACACACGCGAGCAGCUGUUCGAUAAAAUGUGCAUGGCGCUUGGUGGCCGAGCGGCGGAGAAUCUCACCUUCAACCGUAUCACCACCGGUGCCCAGAAUGACCUUGAGAAAGUGACUAAGAUGGCGUACGCGCAGAUCAAAUAUUUCGGCAUGAACCGAACUGUGGGUCCAAUUGCCUUCGCUGAGGAUAGCGAAGCGAGUCCUUAUGCGGGUAAACCGUACUCGAAGGGCUUAGGAAACCUGAUAGACUUCGAGGCGCGCAAGAUGAUCGCCGAGGCGUACGAGCGCACUGAGGAUAUCCUACGCGAAAACGCCGACAAACUGGACAAGCUGGCCGAGGCGCUUUUAGAGAAGGAAACGCUUAACUACGACCAAGUGGUGGAGCUGAUUGGACCGCCGCGGUAUGAGGACGCGAAGCGCAAAAUUGAACCGGUCGAGUUUGAGGAUAGCCUAAAGCGGCUCGCCCAAAACGGGACGGAAGAGAAGUAGAAACAGCUAGUUGGGGUCUAAAUAAUCGGACGUCUUUAUUUGCAAAUAAAUAG
Messenger RNA from Anopheles nili, 2538 nucleotides. It is a transcript of the gene Spg7, whose product is annotated as paraplegin. Gene Ontology annotation, biological process: protein-containing complex assembly; mitochondrial protein processing. Gene Ontology annotation, cellular component: membrane; m-AAA complex. The record is from RefSeq and is a predicted model, not a curated record. The transcript has 3 exons. Lineage: Eukaryota; Metazoa; Arthropoda; Insecta; Diptera; Culicidae. Gene Ontology annotation, molecular function: ATP hydrolysis activity; metalloendopeptidase activity; ATP-dependent peptidase activity. Bases 131 to 2485 code for a protein of 784 amino acids.